AUGUCGGACAAAGAAUUUGGCAACAACGACGACCUGUCUCUUCCCAAGGCUACCGUUCAAAAGAUCAUCUCUGAAAUCCUACCACAACUCCCUCAUGACGAUACCAACGGUGGUAAGGAAGGUGAGAUGACCUUCACGCGCCCGGCCCGCGACCUCCUCAUUUCCUGUUCACUCGAGUUCCUACGCAUGCUCUCCUCUGAAUCAAACGAAAUCUCUGAGCGCGAGUCCAAAAAAACCAUCAGCGUCGAACAUGUUGAACAAGCGCUCACCGACCUGGGAUUUGGAAGUUACAUCGAAGGCUGCCGCGGGGUCGUGGGCGAAUGGCAAGAGGUGCAGAAGAAGAGAAUCGGAAGAGGCGAGAAAAUGCGCAACUUCGGCGGGUUCGAUAAAAUGGGAGAGGAGGAACUAAGGAAGAUGCAGGAAGCGCUACUGGGAGAGGCUAGGGGCAGGAUGGAGGGUGGUGGCGCCGGACCGAACGACAUGUGA
This is a messenger RNA of Fonsecaea nubica, 486 nucleotides long. RefSeq lists its product as hypothetical. Gene Ontology annotation, molecular function: TBP-class protein binding; general transcription initiation factor activity; core promoter sequence-specific DNA binding. Bases 1 to 486 code for a protein of 161 amino acids. Gene Ontology annotation, biological process: RNA polymerase II preinitiation complex assembly; negative regulation of transcription by RNA polymerase II; chromatin remodeling. Lineage: Eukaryota; Fungi; Ascomycota; Eurotiomycetes; Chaetothyriales; Herpotrichiellaceae. Gene Ontology annotation, cellular component: negative cofactor 2 complex. The record is from RefSeq and is a predicted model, not a curated record. The transcript is spliced from 2 exons.